AUUUCAUAUCCUGCAUCCUAUGUUCACUAGAGGAAACAAAAGAUUUUUCUUUUGGUGUAAGUGUAAAAAGGGGAUUAUAAUAUGUGAAACUAUUCUGAGAAAAAGUUUAUAAUGAGUUCAUCUUUUGCGUUGAAUGGCUACAACCGCGGUUCGGGGAUGGGGGAAUACUUAUGUAUUGGAGAUUAUAUAUGUUUGUAUUGUGAGGAGACAGAAGGAUAUGUGUAUAGCUAUCAAUCCAGUUCUGCCAAUAAUGGAUUAUGUAUAUACACCAACCAGGACCGUAACAGGCCAUUAAACAUUCCUAACGCCCAUGCUGUCGUUUUCCAAGUUUGCAUACAAAACAGAUAUAAGUUGAAUAAAAAAUAUAGAAAAUGGCAGGCACUUUCUGCAGCAGAAGGUUCGGAGUCCGGUAUCAAGGUCAUGCUCAAUCAGGCCAAGCUGGCGGCAGAGGCAGAAAACAAAGACAACAUGGCAGAACAGAAACGACAGCAUGGAAAACGGGUUCGAUAUGGAGAAAUUGUACAGUUAAAACAUUUAUUUACUCGAAAGUUUGUUCAUAUGAGUACCACCCACACCAGCAAAAAAGACAAAAACAACAUGAGAGUGUCAUUACAUGAAUUCAAUGCAAAGAAUGCUCAAUUCCGGAUAUUACCGAGAUAUAAAGUUAAAUCUGAAGGUGAAGUGGUUCAACUAUAUGAUCAAAUAGUGUUUGAAAGUGUUAAAUCCCCAGGUCAUUAUUUUCACUCUAGUGAGCCAUAUCAGAUAGAUCGUUUCUCUGUUGGAGCUGAAGUUAACCUUGGAGUUGAACGAUCAAGCUUUACCCUCAUCGGCAGCUUCCGAGAUACCCCGGAACAAGAAAAAUUUGUUCGAGGUGGCUCAUUUAUACGAUUAUUUCAUAAAGAACUGGAGGCAUAUCUUGUUGGUGAAGGAUUGUUUGAUGAAGUUGUGACAGAGGAUGUUCAUUUCCGUCUUAGAGCGAUUGACCAACACCGGCCUAAGUCUCUUUCUCCGUCCACGUCUGGUCUGACAUAUUGGCAGAUUGAGGCCGAACACAGUAUUCUUGACGGUGACGUGUUGCGCUGGGAGCAACAAAUACGUUUACGUCAUGGACUUACUCGCCAGUAUUUGUGUAUUGAUUCCAAGAUGGAGGUAUCGUUGUUACCUGAUUCUACAGAUCCAAGAACAGUGUUCAGAUUACAUUCUGUUCUAAAGGAAAGAGAUGAGAUUCAGUAUGAGAGCUAUGCUAGAAUUGAACACAUGCUGACUGGCUGUUGGUUACACGCUCUUAAAGACGAAGAUUAUAAGAAACAUCAGUAUGAAGAUGGCGAUAAUGAAAAAUCAAUGCAAGGACUCCGCUGGGACGGGGCUGAGGUCAGAAAAGUAUCUGCCUCCAGUGAAAGUAUCUAUGAUGAUGCUUAUACAAUUCAACGUGUGGAACCCAGAGAUAUUGAUAAUUUUAACUAUGUGGCUGGGAUGGUGCCCUUUCUCUUUAAUCUAAUACAAGAUAGGAAAUCUGCAUCCCAACUGAAUGCUCGAAAAACGCACAGUAUCAUAACGUCAUUAAAAGAGGUCAAAGAUUUUAUGUUGCCUGAAGGUUUGCCUGAUAAAGAUCGACAGAAAUUGAUGAGAAAUUUAAGGGUGAUAGAUUUGCUGGUCAAAUUAUUACAAUGUCCCUUGACAUCCGGAGAAGAAGAAUCACAUCUUAUUAGAGUUUUUAAAGAGGCUUAUGAUGUUUUACACGCCUAUAUGAUUGGCAAAAGUAGGAAAAAUGCGCUGUAUUUCGCCAAAUAUAUAGAUUUCUUUCAAACACAAUUUACUCAAAAGGGUGGUAUUGGCCUGAAUGUUGCUCAGAUGAUAGUAGAAUUAAUACGUGAUAAGAGAAAGAUAGUAGAUAGAAUAACGAAAUCACAUAUUGAUAUAUUUAUACAGUUACUCCGACAAAAUCAGAAUUUCCGGUUUCUGGAUUUGCUACAAGUUUUGUGUGUAUGCGAUGGGGUUGCUAUCCCGAAUAACCAGACAUAUAUUGUACAGCAGUGGUUGCGGUCAUAUAAGGAUAGCGUAUAUUUGAUGGAUAGGGGGCAGAAUAUCAACAAACGCCCUAAUAUAGUAUAUACAUCUACAGACGGUGGUACGUCGUGGACAGCUCUUCAUUUAUUUGUAGAUCCACUUUGUCCUGAAUAUGAUGAAGAUAAAUACCAUUUCUUAUUACAUCAACUUGAAUUACUGAAAGCCUUUUGUUAUGGUAGAAAUGAUUUUGCCAUACAUGUGAUAACAAGAGAAUUUGGAUAUGUAACGUGGGAAGAUGCUUUCUUGUGUAUCCAAGCAGAUUUACUACCAGAUGCUAUUAGAGCCAGAUUUACAGAACUAAUUAUAGGGUUAUUUGUGGAUGUUGGUAAUAAUUAUUCAGUGCUGGACAAUCCUAAUAUAUGCUUUGUCUAUGAUUAUGUUGGCUCCAAAGACUCGGAUAGAGAACAAAGUCAAUAUGAAAAACCCGGGACUGCAACUGUAGAUGGAGAGGUAGUAAAAGACUUGGUAACUAUUUUCCCGGUGUUAAGAGAUUGGAUGGCCGAUUUUCUCAGUUCAAACUGUACAAUGACAGCGACCUUAAUAGGACACAAUUUACUCAUAGAACAGGUUCUUCGAUUGCUGCACCAUCUGGUUAAAUUUGGUUAUUAUAUGGAUCUUGAUGACGUCCGAUUGCUGUUACCACCAUUACUCAGCCUACUGGAUGGCCGUCAUGAUGUUCCGUUCCCGAAAGACAAAGGAAAGGGGUAUUCGAAAGAAGGAAACAAAGCAGUACAGCAUUAUAAAACAACAGGUAGAUUUGAAAAAAGUUUAGAAACAGAAGCCAUUGUUAAUGCGAAAUUUCAAGCAAUGGAGGUUCUGGACUUACUGCUGACGUUUCAAAGAAAUUUAAGACUAAAAGUGUUUGUAGCGAGAUUUAAAGUAACAGAACAGAUAGCUAUAAAGAAGAAAUCACAGACUGUAUUAGAACCACUUCUAUAUGAAACAUUUGAUCCAAGUGAACAGACCAAAAAAUCUCUUAAGAAGCAGAAGGUUGUAUUGAGAGAACUAAGGGAAAUGUUUCAUGGGUCUGCUAUAUUUAUUAUAGAAUCGACUACAGCCAUCUUAAUGGACCUGUCAAAUUAUAAAUAUGAUAAAAUGGUAGUAAAGUCAUUGGAUAUUUUGAAUAAAAUGUAUUCGUCUGAGAAUGACAUGUUCCGAUUAGCUCAACAAGCACUGGUUCUACAAACACACGAUUCUGCUAGAGUACAUCGGGAGGUACAGAGAAGUUUACCUACAUUAAGACGAUUAGCUAGACAAAAACUAAAUGACCAACAAGUUCAACUUAUGAGUGAAGUGUUAGAUGAACUGGCCGAAUUUUGUCAUCUACCUAAAACCCCAGAAGAGCCCCAUCAUAUGAACCAAAACAUUAUGAUUAGUCAUGGAACAGUAUAAGGGAAUGGAAACUGUGUUUAAGAAAACUCUCUACCUUUUAAAACUACUUAUUAGAGAAAAUCACAAAGUUCAGGAGAAGAUAUUUGAAAACUUGGACCAAUUGUUAGAUGUUCAAAUAGUACGAUC
Messenger RNA from Patella vulgata (common limpet), 3585 nucleotides. RefSeq names its product inositol 1,4,5-trisphosphate receptor type 1. The record is from RefSeq and is a predicted model, not a curated record. Gene Ontology annotation, cellular component: membrane; endoplasmic reticulum. Gene Ontology annotation, biological process: calcium ion transmembrane transport. NCBI's taxonomy places the organism in Eukaryota, Metazoa, Mollusca, Gastropoda, Patellidae. Gene Ontology annotation, molecular function: inositol 1,4,5-trisphosphate-gated calcium channel activity; inositol 1,4,5 trisphosphate binding. The transcript is spliced from 35 exons. Bases 112 to 3459 code for a protein of 1115 amino acids.